This is a messenger RNA of Condylura cristata (star-nosed mole), 1268 nucleotides long. RefSeq names its product capping protein (actin filament), gelsolin-like (gene CAPG). NCBI's taxonomy places the organism in Eukaryota, Metazoa, Chordata, Mammalia, Eulipotyphla, Talpidae. Gene Ontology annotation, cellular component: cytoplasm; actin cytoskeleton. The record is from RefSeq and is a predicted model, not a curated record. Bases 101 to 1150 code for a protein of 349 amino acids. Gene Ontology annotation, molecular function: actin filament binding; phosphatidylinositol-4,5-bisphosphate binding. Gene Ontology annotation, biological process: actin filament severing; barbed-end actin filament capping; actin polymerization or depolymerization. The transcript has 10 exons.
AGGAUGGAUCUAGCUGGGCCUCAGCACAGCUCAUCCUAUCCAGCAGGCUGGAUCAAUUGAGUUCCUGACUUUCACUGAAGGGUUUGGAUCCAGAGACAGCAUGUACUCACCCACCUCCCUGAGCGGCUCUCCGUUCCCAGCCUCAGUGCAGGAUCCUGGCCUUCAUGUAUGGCGGGUGGAGAAGCUGAAGCCGGUACCUGUAGCAAGAGAGCAGCAGGGGAUUUUCUUCUCGGGGGACUCCUACCUUGUGCUGCACAAUGGUCCAGAAGAGCUCUCCCACCUGCACCUGUGGAUAGGCCAGCAGUCAUCCCGAGAUGAGCAGGGGGCCUGCGCCAUGCUGGCCGUGCACCUCAACACCUUGCUUGGGGAGCGGCCCGUGCAGCACCGUGAGGUGCAGGGCAAUGAGUCUGACAUCUUCAUGAACUACUUCCCACGUGGCCUCAAGUACCAGGAAGGCGGAGUAGAGUCAGCAUUUCACAAGACCACCCCAGCGACCACCCCAGCGGACGUCAAGAAACUCUACCAGGUGAAGGGGAAGAAGAACAUCCGUGCCACCGAGCGAGCACUGAGCUGGGACAGCUUCAACACUGGGGACUGCUUCAUCGUAGACCUGGGCCAGAACAUCUUCGUCUGGUGUGGUGCAAAGUCUAAUAUCUUGGAGCGCAACAAGGCGCGGGACCUGGCCAUGGCUAUCCGGGACAGUGAGCGACAGGGCAAGGCCCAGGUGGAGAUUGUCACUGAUGGCGACGAGCCUGCCGAGAUGACCCAGGUCCUGGGCCCCAAGCCCACUCUGAAGGAGGGCAACCCAGAGGAGGACCUCACAGCCGACCAGACAAAUGCCCAGGCCGCAGCUCUGUAUAAGGUCUCUGAUGCCACCGGACAGAUGAACCUCACCAAGGUGGCAGAUGCCAGCCCUUUUGCCUUUGAGCUGCUGCUAUCUGAUGAUUGCUUUGUGCUGGACAAUGGGCUCUGUGGCAAGAUCUACAUCUGGAAGGGGCGAAAAGCGAAUGAGAAGGAGCGGCAGGCGGCCCUCCAAGUGGCCGAGGACUUCAUCUCCCGCAUGCGGUACGCCCCGAACACUCAGGUAGAGAUCCUGCCCCAGGGCCGCGAAAGUCCUAUCUUCAAGCAAUUCUUCAAGAACUGGAAAUGAGAGCGAGUCCCUCUGCUCUCACCACCUGCCUCCUCCUUCCGCUUGUGGUCAGUGCUGAGGAAUCCCCCUCAGAUGCCCAAUAAAAAAGACAAGAGCUUUGCCCGCUCUGCCUGCACUA